Molecule: messenger RNA, 3249 nt
Organism: Aspergillus heteromorphus CBS 117.55
Lineage: Eukaryota; Fungi; Ascomycota; Eurotiomycetes; Eurotiales; Aspergillaceae
Product: putative sodium P-type ATPase
Exons: 6
Coding region: 121-3249 (1042 amino acids)
Biological process (GO): calcium ion transmembrane transport; intracellular calcium ion homeostasis
Cellular component (GO): plasma membrane
Molecular function (GO): P-type calcium transporter activity; ATP hydrolysis activity; ATP binding
Source: RefSeq, a predicted model, not a curated record
GAUCAUUCCAGUGACCCCUUUGGCUCAUACUCUGGAAAAUACAAUAAAUCUAUGGCAUACCCGUGAGAUUUACCUACUUAGGUAGAUUAGACAACAAACAAAGAACAGGACUGACUCACCAUGGGUCCUGAGAAACAACCUCAGUCCCAAAACAUCUCCCUCUCCCAACCCGCUCAUACCCUCCCCUGCUCUACCAUCCUGCGCGAGCUAUCCGUCAACCCGGAAGAUGGCCUCAGCAGUCACGAGGCCCAGACCCGGUUACAGACCUGCGGGCCGAAUGACCUGGAAGGCGACGAGGGCAUCUCUCUGGUGAAGAUUGUUAUCCGCCAAAUUGCUAACGCGAUGAUGCUGGUCCUCAUCAUCGCCAUGGCAGUCAGCUUCGGCAUCCAAUCGUGGAUCGAAGGCGGGGUAAUCGGCGCCGUAAUCGGACUGAACCUCAUUGUGGGAGUGUAUCAAGACUACGCAGCAGAGAAGACGAUGGACUCACUGCGGGGACUUAGCUCGCCCACGGGGGUGGUCACCCGCGACGGAAGGACGGGGACGAUCCCGGCCGUGGAGAUCGUAGUGGGCGAUAUGGUCGAGUUGAAAGUGGGAGAUACGGUCCCUGCCGAUUUACGACUCGUCGACGCCAUGAACUUCGAAACGGACGAAGCCCUCCUGACCGGCGAAUCCCUCCCGGUACAAAAAGAAGCCGAACCCACGUACCCCAGCGACACCGGGCCAGGCGACCGCCUCAACAUCGCCUACAGCUCCUCAACCGUAACCCGCGGACGAGCGCGAGGAGUCGUCAUCGGAACAGGCAUGAAGACCGAAAUCGGGGCGAUCGCCGCAGCCCUCCGCGCCAAAGACUCGAAACGGCGGCCCGUCCGCCGCGGGCCCAGCGGCGAGACCAAGAAGCGGUGGUACGUGCAAGCAUGGACACUGACCUGCACGGACGCGGUCGGCCGGUUCCUGGGCAUCAACGUGGGGACGCCACUGCAGCGCAAACUCUCAAAACUGGCGCUGUUGCUGUUUGGGAUUGCGGUGGUGUUUGCGAUCAUCGUGAUGGGGGCGAACGGGAUGCGGAAUGAUAACGAAGUGAUCAUCUAUGCGGUGGCGACGGGGCUGGCCAUGAUCCCGGCGUGUUUGGUGGUCGUGUUGACGAUCACGAUGGCUGUUGGCACGAAGCAGAUGGUACAGAGACAUGUUAUUGUGAGGAAGCUGGACUCGCUUGAGGCGUUGGGGGCCGUUACGAAUAUCUGCUCGGAUAAGACGGGGACGUUGACGCAGGGGCGUAUGGUCACGAAGAGGGCAUGGGUGCCUGCUCUUGGGACUGUGUCGGUGGGGAUGGCGAAGGAUCCGUUGGAUCCGAUGGAGGGGGAGAUGAGGGUGCAGAGUGCUGUGGAGGAGGGAGAUGGGGAGGUGGUUAGACCGGGGGAGUUGGUUCAGGGGAAUGCAGAGCUGGAGACGUAUCUCAAUGUGGCAGCGAUGGCCAAUCUGGCGCAUGUGCAUCGGUCCGAAGAGAACGGACAGUGGCAGGCACGCGGCGAGCCCACGGAUAUCGCCAUCCAGGUGUUUGCGACGCGGUUCGACUGGGGCCGCGACCGAUGGACCAAGGGCGACAAGCCUGUCUGGACGCAGCGCGCGGAGUAUCCGUUCGACUCGACGGUGAAGAAGAUGUCUGUCAUAUUCCGCCGUGACGACGCGACGGAGAUGAUCUUCACGAAGGGAGCCGUGGAGCGGGUGCUGGAGGCAUGCUCCUCCGUCACCAGGACUGCCGGCUCCCCCCCCGUUCUCCUGGACGAGCCGAUGCGCGAGACCAUCCUGCAGACGAUGGAGAGUCUCGCGCAGGAAGGACUGCGAGUGCUGGCCCUGGCCAGCCGCAAGAGCCCUGGCUUCGGCCCCGAGGGCCCCCCUCCGCGCGACGCCGUCGAGAAAGACCUCGUCUUCAGCGGACUCAUCGGGCUCUACGAUCCCCCUCGCCCCGAGACGGCCGGAGCCAUCGAAGAGUGCUACCGUGCUGGCAUUGCCGUGCAUAUGGUGACAGGCGAUCACCCGGGGACGGCGCGGGCCAUCGCAGCCCAAGUGGGCAUCAUCCCCCAGGACACGAAGCACCUAGCCAAAGACAUCUCCGACACCCUAGUAAUGACAGCCAGCCAAUUCGACAAACUGACCGACUCGGAAAUCGACGCCCUGCCCACCCUGCCCGCCGUGAUCGCGCGCUGCGCCCCACACACCAAAGUGCGGAUGAUCGACGCCCUGCACCGACGCGGACGCUACGCCGCGAUGACAGGCGACGGGGUGAACGACUCGCCGUCGCUCAAGCGGGCCGACGUCGGCAUCGCCAUGGGGCAGUCCGGCAGCGACGUGGCCAAAGAUGCGUCCGAACUGGUGCUGACAGACGAUAACUUCGCCAGCAUCAUCAAUGGCAUCGAAGAGGGACGGCGCAUCUUCGACAAUAUCCAGAAGUUCGUCCUGCAUCUACUGGCGGAGAAUGUCGGGUUGGCGUUGACGCUGUUGAUCGGGUUGGUGUUUAAGGAUGAGAAUGGCCAGUCGGUGUUUCCGAUUGCUCCGGUGGAGAUCCUCUGGAUUAUUAUGGUCACGUCCGGGUUGCCGGAUAUGGGGCUGGGGAUGGAGAUGGCCGCCGAGGAUGUUAUGGAGAGGCCGCCUCAGUCGAAACAAGGCAUCUUCACCCCCGAAAUCAUCAUUGACACCCUCGUGUACGGCAUUUGGAUGGCCACUCUAUGCCUCACCUCCUUCUCCCUCGUCCUCUUCGCCUGGGGCGACGGCAACCUCGCCACAAACUGCAACAGCCGGUACUCGCCCGCCUGCGACACCGUCUACCGCGCCCGCGCCACCACCUUCGUCUGCAUGACCUGGCCCGAACCCAUCAAGCUCACAAACCCCCACCCCCACCCCUCAUCCUCAUCCCCCCCAAAGGUCCGGACCCCCCCAGGCUGGAUAAGCGACAUCUGGCGCAACCAGUUCCUCUUCUGGGGCAUCAUGGUCGGCUUCCUCCUCACCUUCCCGGUGCUGUACAUUCCCGUGAUCAACGACGUGGUGUUCAAGCACACGGGGAUCGGGUGGGAGUGGGGGUUGUGUCGGAAGAGAAAGAGGAAGAAGAAGAAGAAGAAGAAGAAGAAGAAGAAGAAGAAGAAGAAGAAGAAGAAGAAGAAGAAGAAGAAGAAGAAGAAGAAGAAGAAGAAGAAGAAGAAGAAGAAGAAGAAGAAGAAGAAGAAGAAGAAGAAAAGGACGGUACUGAAGCGAUGA